Molecule: messenger RNA, 1938 nt
Organism: Euleptes europaea (tarantolino)
Lineage: Eukaryota; Metazoa; Chordata; Lepidosauria; Squamata; Sphaerodactylidae
Gene: ABCF2
Product: ATP binding cassette subfamily F member 2
Exons: 14
Coding region: 6-1880 (624 amino acids)
Molecular function (GO): ATP binding; ATP hydrolysis activity
Source: RefSeq, a predicted model, not a curated record
CCGCGAUGCCGUCGGACCUGGCCAAGAAGAAGGCGGCCAAGAAGAAGGAGGCGGCCAAGGCCCGGCAGCGGCCCAAGCGCGGCCCCGACGACAACAGCGAGGCCGAGAUGGAGCUCAAGCGCGACGCCGCCGACGCUUCCCCACCGGCGGCGGCGGCGGCAGAGGUGGACGCGGCGGCGCGGGCCCUGGAGGAGUUCGAGCUGCGGAAGGCGGCGGCGCGGGCGGUGACGGGGGCGCUGGCCUCCCACCCCAACAGCACCGACGUCCACAUCAUCAGCCUCUCGCUCACCUUCCACGGGCAGGAGCUGCUCAGCGACACCACGCUGGAGCUCAACUCCGGACGGCGCUACGGCCUCAUCGGCCUCAACGGCACCGGAAAGUCCAUGUUGCUGUCUGCCAUUGGGAAGCGGGAGGUGCCCAUCCCAGAGCACAUAGACAUCUACCACCUGACGCGGGAGAUGCCGCCCAGUGAGAAGACGCCGCUGCAGUGCGUCAUGGAGGUGGACACGGAAAGAGCCAUGCUAGAGCGGGAAGCCGAGCGGCUUGCUCACGAGGAUGCCGAAUGUGAGAAGCUGAUGGAGCUCUACGAGCGGCUGGAAGAGCUUGACGCGGACAAGGCUGAGACGCGCGCCUCCCGGAUCCUCCACGGCCUGGGCUUCACCCCCCUCAUGCAAAGGAAGAAGCUGAAGGACUUCAGUGGGGGCUGGCGGAUGCGGGUGGCUCUUGCCAGGGCUUUGUUCAUCCGGCCAUUCAUGCUGCUUCUGGACGAGCCCACAAACCACCUGGACCUGGAUGCCUGCGUGUGGCUGGAGGAGGAGCUGAAGACGUUCAAGCGCAUCCUCGUGUUGAUCUCUCACUCCCAGGACUUCCUCAACGGGGUCUGCACCAACAUAAUUCACAUGCACAACCGCAAACUCAAGUACUACACGGGCAACUACGACCAGUACGUCAAGACCCGCCUAGAGCUGGAGGAGAACCAGAUGAAGAGGUUCCACUGGGAGCAGGAUCAGAUUGCCCACAUGAAGAACUACAUUGCGCGCUUUGGUCACGGCAGCGCCAAGUUAGCCCGCCAGGCACAGAGCAAGGAGAAGACGCUCCAGAAGAUGAUGGCGUCAGGGCUGACGGAACGGGUGAUCAGCGAUAAGACGCUUUCAUUUUACUUCCCUUCCUGUGGGAAGAUCCCCCCACCUGUCAUCAUGGUGCAGAACGUGAGCUUCCAGUACACCAAGAAUGGGCCCUGGAUUUACACCAACCUGGAGUUUGGGAUUGAUUUGGAUACACGGGUGGCGCUGGUGGGGCCGAAUGGAGCCGGAAAGUCCACUCUGCUCAAGCUCCUCACGGGUGAGCUCCUGCCCACUGACGGGAUGAUCCGCAAACACUCGCACGUCAAGAUUGGCAGAUACCACCAGCACUUGCAAGAGCAGCUGGACCUGGAUCUUUCCCCCCUGGAGUACAUGAUGAAGUGCUACCCAGAGAUCAAGGAGAAAGAGGAGAUGCGCAAGAUCAUUGGCCGCUACGGGCUGACAGGGAAGCAGCAGGUCAGCCCAAUCCGGAACCUGUCGGACGGGCAGAAGUGCCGCGUGUGCUUCGCGUGGCUGGCCUGGCAGACCCCACACAUGCUCUUCCUGGACGAGCCCACCAACCACCUGGACAUCGAGACCAUCGACGCCCUGGCAGACGCCAUCAGUGACUUCGAGGGGGGCAUGAUGCUCGUCAGCCAUGACUUCCGGCUCAUCCAGCAGGUGGCCCAAGAAAUCUGGGUGUGCGAGAAGCAGACGAUCACCAAGUGGCCGGGCGACAUCCUCUCCUACAAGGAGCACCUGAAGUCCAAACUGGCUGGGGAGGAGCCACAGCUAACCAAGAGGACCCACAAUGUGUGAGUGUGGCCGGCCCGGCCAGGGCCGUCGCUGGAGACGGGGGCCAGCCCCUGGCCCGGCU